AUGUCUACGAAGACCACGGGCAGAGCCAGCCUCUGGCAGAUCCACGGCCAGCAGCGGAAUCGUCAUCACCUUUCGACGUCACAACAAGUGAAAUCGAGGGUUUUCAUGAAGCAGCCACGCAGCCGACCGGAAACGUUCGGGAGUCACGUGAGUGAAGUAACGACCUACUUCCGGCUGUUCGGCUCUCGACCAAAGUUGGGACUUCCCUGUACACUGCACGAGCGGGCGGUAUCCGCAAACAGCCCUUAGCUAUCGGCGGCGUUGACCACGCGUGAUUGCGAGCGAUCUUCAAUCCCCUAUAAGGUCGGCGCUGCCAUGCAUUACAGGCAAUCGCUCAUCUUCUCGCACGUGAAGGUGGCCACCGUGCUUUAACGCUCCGACAGCCUCCCGGUUGGCCUUGCAGGAGCGGCCUUUCCUGUAGGGCGAUGCCGUUCGAAGAAGCUCUGUCUUUGAAUCCAUGCCAUUGGCACAUCAAGUCAUUCAUUGAAGCUCGGCGUCUCCUAAGGCGCUCACGAAAAUGUUUGUCUGCGCCAUAUCAGACAAAGCGCCUGGCAAUUGUUCGAUCGAAAAGAUGGUGGGAUGGCAAACAAGCACUUGCAGCUUCAGCGCGCACGCUGGAGUUGUGGUCACUCCAAACAACGUUCGUUCCUUGGCAUGGCGUCUCGCUAACAGCAACAAGCGAUCGCCACCCCUAUUCCACGGUGCUUAUUCGGUUUCUGGCUUCGGAAUCCGCUCCUCAUUGGUCAAGCCAGCUCUCGGGGUUCCGCAAUCCAACGUUUAUCUUGCUCCAUUGCUGGAAGAGCUAAAGAUGCAUCCCACUGUUCAUGGCCUUCACUUGCGGCGGUGAAAGCUAGCCAGGAACAUACCUCCGACUUGCUCUUCCCUCUUCGCGUGAACUUACAUUUUCUCACGCUAGCGUGCGUGGUUGAGGUUAUGGCAUUGUCUCCUAGAUUUCAUCGACGAUGAUCGUCGACAGAUCGACAUCGCAAGGGUGAGACAGCCGUCAAAGCUCGGUCGAGACUUUGAAACCAGGCGUUCGAAGAUGGUGAGUGGCGUGGAAAUUUUUUCCGUCUCUACCCCAGCUUUUCCACACUACGCUCGGCUCGGCAUUUGAAUAGGUUCCGAAGUUUGCGUCGUCGAUUCAUAAAACACUGCACGUGCUGGAUUUCCACACUACCUGUCCGGGUCUAACGGUCGUGGGAACGUCGUCCGGGCUAGACGUGUGACGUCUAGCUCGCAGGUGAGGAAGGCAUCCGCAAGACCGCCUUCGAAGCAGGAGACUGAGAGCUGGAUCUGUUGGUCUUCUGAAACCCGGCUGCUAAAGAAGGUCAUAAUCCUCGACUCGCGAAUGACUGAUCAGCAGAACAUGAUGCCGAAACAACAUUUGUCGAUGCAAAGGGCGCCAAAUUUCAAAGAAGCGGGCUGCCCCGGAGCUGCACAAGACGUGCAAGUUCGAGGUGGGGAAGCUCGCGGCUUGUUGAGCGCCUCGUCUCUCUACCGCGCACCAUGGCCCCUUGCCCUUCUUCCCAGCGCCUGGCCGUGGUCUAGGCUCUCCAUUGGCGUGAAGCGUAUCCUGCGAGUACACGGCGCUUGUGUGGCAUGGAUCACUAAGGGCCUGCUCUAGCACGAGGACGCGAAGCUCUGACCAGGACCUUAACGGUCGCCCCGGCGAUCGAGGCGCUUGAGCAGCUCGAUCCGCCAUAACGACGGCCAGACCAGCGAGCGCUUUGCGGGCUCAGCGCAACUCCGGGCCGCGCUCGAUUGCGACAUGAUCGUGGGCGCAUAUGUAGCGUAGAACAGCGGUCUCGUCCACGGCUCUGGACCACACUUUGGCUUUCAGCACGAAUCGCAAAUGCUAGCAACGAAACCGACUUUGAGUCGCUUAUCGCUGGGCUGUUAGCGUGAGAUGCGUUUACGAGCUGCAAAGGUCCGCACCUCGACUUGCUC
This is a messenger RNA of Ceraceosorus bombacis, 1947 nucleotides long. NCBI's taxonomy places the organism in Eukaryota, Fungi, Basidiomycota, Exobasidiomycetes, Ceraceosorales, Ceraceosoraceae. The record is from the annotation of a GenBank genome assembly.